AGAUUUUUAAAUCUUAAGCUAAUUAGAAAUUUAUCAAGUAAAAAUAUAUUUCGCUUAAAAUAUACGCAAUAUUUCAAGAAUAAUGGCCGGAAAUAUAAAAGAAACAAAAUCUCCCGAAAGAAUUGAUGAGAAUGCUUGUGUUGUUUGUUUCAAGACUUGUUUGAUUUAUUCGAUUGGUGCAUGUAAUCACGCUGUUUGUUUCGAGUGUUCCGCUCGAAUGAGAUGUAUUUGCCUUCAAAAUGAAUGUCCAAUCUGUCGUCAAGAUUUGCCAAAAGUUGUUUUCACGAAAACAAUAGCCCCAUUUGCUACAUUAGAUCGCGAUUUACGUUCUGGACUUUACGAGAAAAAAUAUCGAAUAGCUUUUGCUGAUUUGGAUAUUCAGAAGGCAUUUUAUCGACUAUUAGAACAUCGUUGUCCUGAAUGUGACCACACACCAUUUAUUGAAUUUAACAAGCUUAAAGAGCAUGUUCGGAAAGUUCAUGAGCUAUUUUAUUGUGAAAUUUGUACGGACAAUUUGAAGAUUUUCUCAUCAACUCGACGAUGUUACACUCGACAACAGUUGGCAACUCAUCGAAGAGUCGGUGAUGUCGACGAUAAAAGUCAUAAAGGUCAUCCAAGAUGUGAAUAUUGUGAGUUAAGAUUCUUAGACAAAGAUGAGUUAUUCAGACAUUUAAGGAGGGAGCAUUAUUUUUGCCAUCUGUGCGAUGCUGAUGGGAUUAAUUUAUUUUAUGGAGCGAUCACCGAAAUGAGAGAUCAUUUUAAAUCAGAACAUUUCCUCUGCGAAGAAGAAGAUUGUGCUAAUGAACAGUUGACAGCUGUUUAUAGAAGUGAAAUUGAUUUGCGAGCUCAUGUUGCUAUGGUGCAUUCGAAAGGCAUGACAAAAGCAGCGGUCAAACAAGCAAGGACAUUGGAAUUGGAAUUCUUUUAUGGGUCUCGAGGUCGAAGUGGAGCUGGUCAUGAAAAUGGACGUCAUGGGAGAAUUCGAACAAAUGAUACUCAAAGAGAGUUUGAUGGAAUUCCCGAACAACAAACAAUCGUUCAACAAGCACCAAUUCAAAUUGAUGCAAAGAAUGAAGAACAAUUUCCUUCACUUGCUGGCCCUUCAAAGGCUUCAAGUUCGUUUCAACCGCUUGGAAAUACAACUCGUCAUAUGAAUUAUGGAACAGCAGGUUUAGCUCGAACCAAAGAAAACUUCCCAGCUCUUGGUAAUUCUUCUGUUAUUGAGAAUGAAAAAGUAACAAAAUCAAAGAUGCCAUCAGCUAGUAGUUUGCUCAAAGCAUCGUCAGGGAAACAGAAAAAUGCGUUUAAACUUCAAUCGACGUCUUCCAAUAAAUCAACACCAUCAAGUGCCACAGUUAAAAAUAAUUCUCAAGAUUUUCCAGCUUUAUCUAAACCUUUAACAAGUAUGAAAUCAAUGACAGGUCCAGCUGCAAGUAGUUUCUUUAAAGUUACAUCAAAACCAACUUCUCGACAGACAAAUUCUUCGUCAACAUUAUCAAGUGGAGUUAAAAACAUUACAGAAGAUUUUCCAUCGCUAUCAACGACUUCAAAGAAGAAUCGAAAUAAAAAAGAUCUUCUUGAGGAUAUGGUUUUACCUGAAUCGAGCUUAAAUAAGAAUUUAGUGUCAUCAAAACAUCGUAAUCUGGUCGAUGAUUAUGUUUCAAUGGCAUCAGCGAUAUCAAAAGUUCAAACUGUUCAGCAAAAAGACAUUAAAACAGAUUUAAAAGAAAUGAACACAAAAAUUGUACCGAAAUUAAAUUCUGUUGAUAAUUUCCCAACUUUAGGUGUUUCAACUGAUGCAGCAGUAACAGCACCACAAUGGAUUACUAUCAAAGGUAAUAACAAGCAAGAACAGAAUAAGAAAAAUAAGAAAGUUAAUGAGAUGCCUGCAGUUCAACAUGAAAAGACGAAAAAUGGUUAUGCAUCAAUGUCAUCAGUUGAAGAUAAGAAGAAGACAAGUAAACAAAAAAUAAAUCAAAACGAUAAAGAAAACAAUAAAAGUCAAGCAAUGGAAGUUUUGACUCCACCACCUCCAGGCUUUUCACAAGCGUCAAAACAUCCACCACCAGGAUUUAACCAAAAGAACUUAACAACGAGUGAGAUGUUGAGUGAUUACAUUUAUCUUCCACCAACCAACGCAAGUAAAAGAAAUCAAGCUCUAGUCAGUGAAUUUCAAAAAGCUUUAACACCGGAAUUAAUGCAAGAGUUUCGUUUAGUGUCGCAAAUGUUUCGUGAUGGAAAUUAUUUCCCUAAAAGUUAUUAUGAGUCUUGUGAGGUUGUAUUAGGAGAAAAAUUUAAUUCAAUAUUUCCUGAAUUGUUAGCGUUGUUACCAGACAUUGAAAAGCAACAGAGUCUCUUUCAAGUUCAUUUGGAGAAGUUCCGUCAAUCUGAUAAUUCCGAUAAGAAAUCGAAAAAGAAGAAUAAGAUGAAUGAGCUGGAAGCUUGUGCAACAUGUAAGCAAGUUCUGAUAUCAAACGACCUUCGGACACAUUUACAAUCACAUUCACUUGAAAACAACUUUCCACAACUUUAAAGAUUCAUCUUUAAGAACACGAAGACUUUUUUUAUUUUAUUUCACCUUUGAUUUGUUGUUCUUCUUUACUGUAAAUAAAAUUGCUUAGCAAAUAAAGAAGGUAUUGACAGAACGAAAUUAUUGCUAAUAAAAUUAAUAGAAAAUUCUUUACUUGCUACAUUCUAAUUUUC
This is a messenger RNA of Clunio marinus, 2703 nucleotides long. The record is from the annotation of a GenBank genome assembly. NCBI's taxonomy places the organism in Eukaryota, Metazoa, Arthropoda, Insecta, Diptera, Chironomidae.